AUGGCUGGACUCCCUGCCCUCCUGCUCAGCCAGCUACCCUCUCUGUGUCUGCGUGGGGGACUCAAUACACUGCAGUUCCCCUCCCACUGCCCAGACUCUGGGGGCAUGAGGGUGGCAUUAACUUCUUUGUGGGACUUCACAUGUGUGGCUGCCAGUGAGGCCAUGGCAGGCCUCACUCCCAAUGCUCUGUGGAACUUGCAGGCCCUACCCCACAGUCCUGGAGGCAGUGCCUACCCAUCUGUGUCCACCUAUCACUGGUGUGCACAGACCAUCUACCGCUACUGCCUCUGUUCUCCCCUCCAUGCCCAGGAGGCAGGCCCUGGAGAACAACAGAUUGAGCUGCCCUCUCCUGAUCCCAUCCUCAUCCCCACUCUCCUGGCUGACACCAGAGGACUGCUGCUUACUGACACUUGCCAGGCAGGCUUCUUUGUCUUCUAUCUCCCAGUUUCUAGCAUGGCUGACAAGAACGGGGCCCUCAAGUGCACCUUCUCAGCGCCCGGCCACAGCACUGGCCUUCUGCAGGGCCUCGCUGCACUGCGUGCCCAGGGCCAGCUGCUUGAUGUGGCCCUCACUGUCAACACCGAGGUCUUCCAUGCACACAAGGUGGUCCUGGCCGCUUGCAGCGACUACUUCAGGGCCAUGUUCACUGGCGGUAUGCGGGAGGCAGGCCAGGCGGUGGUGGAGCUGAAAGGUGUGUCAGCGCGUGGCCUGCGGCACAUUGUGGACUUCGCCUACAGUGCGGAGGUAACGCUGGACUUGGAUUGUGUGCAGGAUGUGCUAGGCGCUGCUGUGUUCCUGCAGAUGCUGCCGGUGGUAGAGUUGUGUGAAGAGUUUCUCAAGGCGGCCAUGAGUGUGGAGACCUGCCUGCAUAUCGGCCACAUGGCCACCGCCUUCAGCCUGACCUCCUUGCGGGCCUCGGUGGAUGCCUUCACCUUCCAACACUUCCUGCAGAUCUCCCAAGAGGAGGAUUUUUUGCACUUGCCUCUCGAGCGCCUUGUCUUCUUCCUACAGAGCAACCAGCUACAGAGCUGUGCCGAGAUUGACUUGUUCCGUGCCGCUGUGCGCUGGCUGCAGCAUGACCCUACCCGACGACCCCGGGCUAGCCAGGUGCUGUGCCAUGUACGCUUCCCGCUGAUGCAGCCCUCCGAGCUGGUGGACAGUGUGCAGACGCUAGACCUCAUGGUGGAAGAUGCUCUGUGUCGCCGCUACCUGCUCGAAGCCUUCAACUACCAGGUGCUGCCCUUCCGGCAGCAUGAGAUGCAGUCACCGCGCACAGCCGUGCGCUCAGAUGUGCCCUCGCUGCUAACCUUUGGUGGCACACCCUACACCGACCAUGACCGUGCCGUCAGUGCCAAGGUGUACCUGCUGCCUGAGCCAGGUGCCCGCCAGUUUCGAGAGCUGGCUGAGAUGGAGGUGGGCUGUAGCCACACCUGUGUGGCAGUGCUGGACAACUUUGUGUAUGUGGCAGGUGGCCAGCACCUGCAAUACCGUAGUGGUGAGGGCGCCGUGGAUGCCUGCUACCGCUAUGACCCACAUCUCAACCAGUGGUUGCGACUGCAGGCCAUGCAGGAGAGCCGCAUCCAGUUCCAGCUGAAUGUGCUGGGUGGCCUGGUCUACGCCACGGGUGGCCGCAACCGCGCUGGCAGCCUAGCCUCGGUAGAGCGCUACUGCCCGCGCCGCAAUGAGUGGGGCUAUGCCUGCUCACUCAAGCGGCGUACUUGGGGCCACGCAGGUGCUGCAGCUGGUGGCAGGCUAUAUGUGUCUGGUGGCUAUGGCAUCUCAGUGGAGGACAAGAAGGCGCUGCACUGCUAUGACCCGGUGUCUGACCAGUGGGAAGCAAGAGCGCCCAUGAGUGAGCCACGCGUGCUACACGCCAUGGUGGGUGCCAGUGGGAGGCUGUAUGCAUUGGGUGGCCGCAUGGACCACGUAGACCGUUGUUUUGAUGUACUUGCAGUUGAAUACUACGUGCCCGAGGCUGACCAGUGGACCAGUGUCAGCCCCAUGCGAGCUGGUCAGUCGGAGGCUGGCUGCUGCCUGCUGGAGCGCAAGAUCUACGUGGUGGGUGGCUACAACUGGCGCCUCAACAAUGUCACCGGGCUAGUGCAGGUCUACAACACUGAGACUGACGAGUGGGAGCGUGACCUGCACUUCCCAGAGUCCUUUGCUGGAGUUGCCUGUGCCCCUGUCUUGCUGUCCCGUACCACUAGCACACGCAGAUAG
Chrysochloris asiatica (Cape golden mole) is the source of this 2220-nucleotide messenger RNA. It is a transcript of the gene KLHL26, whose product is annotated as kelch-like family member 26. NCBI's taxonomy places the organism in Eukaryota, Metazoa, Chordata, Mammalia, Afrosoricida, Chrysochloridae. Bases 1 to 2220 code for a protein of 739 amino acids. The transcript is spliced from 6 exons. Gene Ontology annotation, molecular function: protein binding. The record is from RefSeq and is a predicted model, not a curated record.